Molecule: messenger RNA, 2340 nt
Organism: Exophiala viscosa
Lineage: Eukaryota; Fungi; Ascomycota; Eurotiomycetes; Chaetothyriales; Herpotrichiellaceae
Exons: 7
Coding region: 105-2015 (636 amino acids)
Biological process (GO): regulation of DNA-templated transcription; DNA-templated transcription
Cellular component (GO): nucleus
Molecular function (GO): transcription cis-regulatory region binding; zinc ion binding; DNA-binding transcription factor activity, RNA polymerase II-specific
Source: RefSeq, a predicted model, not a curated record
CUGAGGAUAUGUCUUCUGCAUAAAGUAGACUUCGCGCUUAUCUUGCAAACUCCACGCGUGGUGAGUAUCACCCACGAGAAUGAUCACGAAACUCGGCAGGGACCAUGACCGACAUACCGGAGACGAUCAAAGGUACAAGGAUAAAAGCUUGUAGCGAGUGUCGCCAGCAGAAACUUCGCUGCGAUGCUUCUAAGGACUACGCCCAGGCAUGCUCACGUUGCAAAAAGUUCGCGCUGGAAUGUGUCAUCUCCAAGUCAUUCCGGCGAGUCAGACGCCGCACAAAAUCCGAACUGCAGGCUGAACUGGAUCAACUGAAGCAACAGGUCAAGAAAAACCUACCGGCAUCGAACGCGCUACCGCCUCCGCCCGGCUAUCAUGGUUCGGAGCCCAGCCGGAUAGCCAUAGGAUCAGGUUCUUCCAUUCUCCCAAACACAGCAAGACAGUUGCCGUCGCUUGGCGAUGAAGCCUCGAGGAUCCAGCAAACUACUGUGCCUGCUAGGACAUCCCAGCAGACCGGGCUAUAUACGCCUCUGUCGACCACGCCAGUGGUUUCUUGCACUCUGCCGCAAAGCAUUCAAGGAUUGACUGUAGACGCUCGGGACAUCGAUGAAUGCUUCGCACUCUUUUUCGACAAGCACUUGUCGUAUAUGCCAAUAUUCGACAGCAAGCUGCAACCAAAUGAGUGCUAUAAAGCUUCCUCAUUCUUAUUCUGGACAAUUGUUGCCAUUGGGUCUCGAAGAUACACCAAAGACCCCACUCUAAUCCUCCUACUGGCACCCAAGGUAGUUGAUCUGGCCAAGCAAUCGAUAUUCACGAUGGAAAAAUAUCUACCGACGAUACAAGCUCAGAUACUCCUCUGCACAUGGCACAUGCCAAUCGAUACUCUCCAGAAAGACAUUGCUCCGACACUAGCUGGCGCAAUGUUGCAAAUGGCAAUGAACAUCGGGCUUCACGUAUAUGGUACUGUACAAGACUUCUCUAGGGUGCCACUUCGUUAUGAUCGGCAACAAAGGAACUUCCGCACCAGACUAUGGACGCUCUGUCUCCUAACGUGCCAAAGGGUCAAUAACGGCUGCGGCCUGCCUCCGAUCGUAGUAGCAGACACUUACAGUCACGAAGGCUACAAGGAAGAUCCAUUCGCCGGGAUGCACCCUAGUAUCUUUUUCCAGAGGAGGUUGAACCAGGUGCAUAGCGAAGCUGCCCUUCAGGUCGAGCGCGAAGCUCUAUCCAAAAAGCCCGAAGUCCGUAAUGCUGUUCUUGGGCCGACCAUCAACGACGGUUUGUCCGUUUUGAGUGCAUUGAAUGCAGAGUGUCCAUCGAGCAUCGAUCACCUUUUCCUUCUCAGUUGCCAGCUUCAACUUGCCGCCUGCCAUCUGCUGGCCUCCACAAUCAGCGAGGUGGAUCUCGCUGGCCUGUAUGGGAAAGCGUGCUCCAUUGUCGAGUUCGCGCUCGAACUAGACGAACAGGAAGACCUGGCAGAGGUUGCCCCGACUGCAUCGUCCUUUGCACUGAAUCUUGCGGCUUUGGUCAUUUUCCGAGUCGGCAAGUCUCACAUCUCGGACAGCCUGGACAGUAAACGAGGGCAGAAGUGCUAUUUUACGGUCAUUCGCAUGAACAAGAAACAUAGCGUAAGAUCGGACGACCUUGCGGCUAGAGCUACCAUCAUCCUUCCCCAACUGUGGACCAGUAAGAUGGUGGUCAAACAGCCAGACGGCACACCCAACAGUCUGUGGCUCCGCUGCCGAAGCAGACUAGGCUCCAGCGUGACCUAUGACAGUUACUGGCUCUGGCGACAGGAGUUCGGGGGUCAGCCCAACCCAUAUGACGGUGUUGAAGAAGUAGUGACCGACAAUACCGGCAGACCUGCCUCUGAGGUCACACCGGGACUGGACUUCAAUCAAAUGGGUGUUGGAUGGUCACCGGAGACAUUAUUCCAGGAUUUCCAGUGGCCUCUUUUUGACGAAUUUGCAUACGACAACAGCUGGGAAGUAAACGAACAGCUAGUAUUGCCAUGAUUGAUGACGGCCACCGAGACAAGUUAAUCCUAGACCGCGGACGUCCGCGCUUGUCUUCUUGCUCAGCACCAUCUCACUCAUCAGAAGUCCUGUCCCCAAACUCAAGCUGAUGCCCCAUGGUCCAUGGCCAGAUGCGAUAUACACGCCACCAUUUCCGACCUUGAUACCGCCCAGAUUCUUCUCCGGGAUUCGACCUAUCAGUGGGGUUCCUCUGUCAGAGACGGGCCUGAAGCAGAGUCCUCCUCUGACAAGCUCCAAAUCAUCAUGGUGCAAGUCAUCGCCCUCAUUGGCCAAACCUGUCAGUUGGACAAUCGUCUUGCGCAGA